UGGAACUAGCCUCGGCUUCCUGCUGCGCCGUCAGAAGUACUGCUGCCGGAUUAACUCCACACCAAAACCCCCCCAACAGACUUUUGUUUACGGAUGGUACAUUUUUCCGUGGAGCUUCUACUCAACAGUCACUGUUUCGGUUGUCAGAAAGAACGCGAAGCUCCUCGUUUCCGCCACACGAUCAUGCUGAGUCCCGAGGAGAGUUCCCGGUUAGUUGGGUCCAGGCUUCACUGCUCCAGCCCUUGGGCCCCGGGGCCUCUGUGGUGCUCCGAUGCCCCUCACCCACAGCUGAAGAUCCCGGGUGGGCGAGGGACUGUCAGGGAUCACUCUCUCGGAGUGUUGCUUCACAAGGAUCAGAGGUUGUCGGUGACUCAGAUCGCUUCAGUUGGUGGGAAUCCUCCUCUCCUGCGUUUCAACUACCAGCUCAAUGAGCAUCGCUCAGCAUGCUGGGAUACAGCCCUGUCAGCUGAUGGCCUCUUCCUGGAGAUCCCCGCCGGGCCGCUGAUGGAGGGAAGCAAAGAGGGGCUCACUGCUCUCUUGGAGUUCGCUGAGGAGAAGCUGAAAGUCGACUACGUGUUUCUCUGGUUUGAUAAAAACAGAGAGGAUCGACUGUCCAUCAUCAGGACUUUCCACUACAUGGGCUUCGAGGUGGUAAAGCCAGGGAACCCUCUGGUCCCGGCCCGGCCCGAUCUGGUCUUCAUGGUCUAUUCUCUGGACAACAGCAGCUCUGAUGAGGAGUGAACCCCCCCCCCCCCCAAAAAAAACAAAGAAAUAUCUCAACCCACCUCCACCUGCAUCCCAGCACCUCCUCCUGCCCCCUUUUUCAGGUGAUGGACACAAAGUUGCCCUUCCCUGACUCUCCAGUCCAUACUGGGAGCUCUCUCUCUUUUUCUGUCGGACCCCUGAUUAAACAAAGGGGUAUUUGUGUGGGUGGGGGGCAAUUGCAUCUCCACGGCGAGGCGGCCACUCCCGUCGGAUAUGUGUGUUUGUGUGUGUGUGUCUCCUUCCUGUUGGCGUUGUGUUCCUCAGAAACACGACUGUUUUCUUGUUCUGCAGGCGUUUUUUUUUUUUACCUUCACCUCCUCUCCACCUGUCACAGAGAGACUUUGUUAAAUGAUGAACCUCUGACACAAAGAGGAGUCUAAUGGGGAAUCCUUAAGGGAUAUUAUCACAAGUUUGGUCAUGAAGAUUGUUCACUGUUUUGUGCUUCAUAACAGAAUUGGGUGAAAGGCUGAUCUGUUGCUGUUAUGUAAAAGUGUGUGUUUUUUUUGGGGUCAAUAUUCUGCUGUUGUUGAAAGUGAUCAAAGCCAUCAUUCCAUCACGCGCCGCUCCCUGGAUGUUUCAGCCCCCAGCUCGUUUUCUUCACCUCUUUUUCCUUUUUGCUUAAAAUGAUGUAGUUUGUGUGACCCACGAGAUUUGAUAAUGUGACAAAAUCCUGAAAAGUCCAAAUGAAGUUCCAGUUCUCAAGUUGAAUGUCUCAGCUCUUCUUGGCUUAAACCAGUAGGUCUUCCUCAGGUCCUGAUUUACCGGCAGUCCUGCUGGUUUUCUGUGAGAACGGGUGGAUCAUUCCCCAUUCACCUGUUGUUAUUCCGCCUCCAGCCGGGGAGGUUUCACACCUGAACCACAGCUGAAUGGAAUGACCCACCUGUUCUAAUAGAAAACCAGCAGGACUGCCGGUACAUGAGGACCUGACGAAGCCAGUGGUCCUCAAACACAUCUGGACCAUGUGUUGGCCAGGUCUGAUCAUUCGGGGCUGUUGACAGGAGGAUAAAUAACUUUUUACAUGCUGUUUCUCAUCCCACUUCAGUUAGCGGGGAGUUGAGAGUUUGGUUCACUUCUAGAUACUGUAGUGGAGGUGUUCUGGUUUAGGAGAAGUGUGCCAGCUCCACCAACCCACCAGGACGACUUCACAGAUGUUCAGCAGAAAUCAUCUUUUAGCUUCAUCCCUUAUAUUUCUGCCCUCUAAACUAGACUGGGAGGUGGAAAAGGGGCUUUUGUGCCUAAGAAGAGAAGAGUGCAAUGUUGUUUUACUGCAGUCUUACAGGGGAAGGUGUCAUCUGAUCACGUUCUUCUACAUGGAAACACAGGAACGCCCACACAGACGCAUUAAAAGCACUUCACUUGUUUGUCUGCAGACGGCUCAGAGCGCCAGAUAAUCCUGCACAGAUUGGAUUUUGCCAGCAGCAUUUGUUGUAUCAUUUUUUGGGAAUUUAAACAAGCCGCCAAAGAGAUCUGUGUGUAUUAACAUCCCGUUGCUUCAAGCCACCCUGACGUUUUCUGAAACUUAACCGUCUUGAAGUCUGAGCAUCUUGAACCAGUAGGGUUUGAAGAGCAAUAUGAAUUUACAUUCCCCAGGCCGAGCAUACACACGGGUCGCCGUGGGCCGGACCGGAGCCGUCAGGGUGUUGGUUCUGUAGUUUGCAUGUGUUGAUGAUGAAUCUGUUGCUACUGAUUGAGCCGUGACUAUAAGCUGUCAGGAAAUUCCAAGUUAUUAAUCUUUUCAGAGAUAUAUUUUUAUGUAUAUUACAUUUUUUUGUGAUAGCUUAGGGUUUUUUUGUUUACAGUGAUGUAGUUAAGCAACCGUUUAAUAAUCCACUGGUUUGUAAAACUCUGGAAAUGUGUCUCGGGUGGGGGGCAGAAAUAAAAGUUAAGACAUC
Molecule: messenger RNA, 2657 nt
Organism: Lampris incognitus (smalleye Pacific opah)
Lineage: Eukaryota; Metazoa; Chordata; Actinopteri; Lampriformes; Lampridae
Product: ornithine decarboxylase antizyme 2-like
Biological process (GO): positive regulation of protein catabolic process
Cellular component (GO): cytoplasm; nucleus
Molecular function (GO): ornithine decarboxylase inhibitor activity
Source: RefSeq, a predicted model, not a curated record